Messenger RNA from Sarcophilus harrisii (Tasmanian devil), 1499 nucleotides. RefSeq names its product arrestin beta 2 (gene ARRB2). Bases 119 to 1348 code for a protein of 409 amino acids. Gene Ontology annotation, cellular component: cytoplasm. Gene Ontology annotation, biological process: signal transduction; positive regulation of ERK1 and ERK2 cascade; G protein-coupled receptor internalization. Gene Ontology annotation, molecular function: angiotensin receptor binding. NCBI's taxonomy places the organism in Eukaryota, Metazoa, Chordata, Mammalia, Dasyuromorphia, Dasyuridae. The record is from RefSeq and is a predicted model, not a curated record. The transcript has 15 exons.
GGAUGGAUAGGGGAGAGAGGUGGUGAGGAGCUUGCGCAGUGGUGGCGGGGAGGAGCUGGGCCAAGCAGCGGGCGAGGGAAGCUGUGAGCUAUUAGCCGGGAGCAUUGCUACGCGCAUCAUGGGGGAGAAAGCAGGGACUAGGGUCUUCAAGAAGUCAAGUCCUAACUGCAAGCUAACAGUGUACUUAGGCAAGAGGGACUUUGUGGAUCACCUGGAUCGAGUGGAUCCUGUGGAUGGAGUGGUGCUGGUGGAUCCAGACUAUCUGAAGGACCGAAAAGUAUAUGUGACCUUGACUUGUGCCUUCCGAUAUGGUCGUGAGGACCUGGAUGUUUUGGGCUUGUCGUUCCGAAAGGACCUGUUUGCUGCCACAUAUCAAGCUUUUCCCCCCAUCCCUGACCCACCCCAAACCACCACUCGCCUUCAAGAACGACUGCUGAGGAAGCUGGGCCAGCAUGCUCACCCUUUCUCCUUCACAAUUCCACAGAACCUGCCCUGUUCUGUUACACUGCAACCUGGACCUGAGGAUACAGGGAAGGCCUGUGGAGUAGACUUUGAGAUUCGAGCCUUCUGUGCCAAAACAUUGGAAGAAAAAAUCCACAAGAGGAAUUCUGUGCGGCUGGUGAUUAGGAAGGUGCAGUUUGCUCCAGAGACGCCAGGUCCCCAGCCCACUGCUGAAACCGCUCGACACUUCCUCAUGUCUGACCGAUCCCUCCAUCUUGAGGCCUCACUGGACAAAGAGCUAUAUUACCAUGGGGAACCACUUAGCGUUAAUGUCCAUGUCACCAACAACUCCACCAAGACUGUCAAGAAGAUCAAAGUUUCUGUGAGACAAUAUGCUGAUAUCUGCCUCUUCAGCACUGCCCAAUAUAAAUGUCCAGUGGCUCUGAUAGAACAAGAUGACCAGGUUUCUCCCAGUUCCACAUUCUGCAAGGUGUAUAAUAUAACUCCACUGCUCAGCGAAAAUAGAGAGAAACGAGGACUUGCCUUGGAUGGGAAGCUCAAACAUGAAGAUACUAAUCUGGCCUCCAGUACUAUAGUAAAGGAAGGCGCGAACAAGGAGGUACUAGGCAUCCUUGUGUCCUAUAGGGUCAAAGUGAAGCUGGUUGUGUCUCGGGGAGGGGACGUUUCAGUGGAGCUUCCUUUUGUUCUAAUGCAUCCCAAGCCUCAUGACCACUCUACUCAUUCCAAACCUCAAUCAGCUGCCCCUGAGAUAAAUGAUCCAGUGGACACCAAUCUCAUCGAAUUUGAGACCAACUAUGGCACAGAUGAUGACAUUGUGUUUGAGGACUUCGCCAGGCUUCGGCUCAAAGGGAUGAAGGAUGAAGAUUAUGAUAACCAAUCCUGCUAGGGAGGGAGAGUAGAAGAAGAGAAAAGAAAUGCUGGGGGAAAUAAGGGCAAGAUCAUGCUCCCCAUUCUAAUUGGGGUUCCAUAUGUCCCCCUAGGCAUAAAAGCAUUGUACACAAUUUUUGAUUGAAGCUGGGCAUUAAUUUUAAGCUGCA